Messenger RNA from Pantherophis guttatus, 2862 nucleotides. RefSeq names its product YjeF N-terminal domain containing 3 (gene YJEFN3). Gene Ontology annotation, molecular function: NAD(P)HX epimerase activity. Gene Ontology annotation, cellular component: mitochondrion. The record is from RefSeq and is a predicted model, not a curated record. Lineage: Eukaryota; Metazoa; Chordata; Lepidosauria; Squamata; Colubridae.
CGUGCUCCUGGGGUGCCCACAUUGGCGAAACUGCCAGCUGGGGAAAAAUUGUUACCGCUGCCCAUUUCAUUUAAUCUCUUCUCAUUACUUCUCUCCCAUCUUCUGUCAGCCCAAGAGGAGAGACAGGAGGAAGCUGUGUGGAGGGUCUUUUUGGGGGUGGGGGGUGGGAAAGCAGGGUCCCCCAGGUGUAAACUUGGUAAACCAGCCUCUCUUCCCUCCCUUCCUUGCCAUGGAGAAACCCACUUGCAAUUCGACGCACAGCAAGAAGGCGAUCCAACCCCUUCAUUAUCUCAGCCGAGCGGAAGCCACAUCUAUUGAGAAGGAGCUGCUAGAAGAGUUUAAAUUUGGCCAUCAGCAGUUAAUUGAGAUCUGGGGUCAUGCAUCUGCCAUGGCAGUGACCAAGGUUUUCCCCAGGCAGUCUCUCUCAAAGAAGCAGCCGACACUAUUGGUGAUUUGUGGUUGUGAACAGAAUGGGGCAAUUGGCCUAGUAUGUGCCCGGCAUUUGCGUGUAUUUGAAUACGAGCCGACCAUUUUCUAUCCCAAAAAGUCGUCUAAUCCUCUCUACAGAGAUUUCACCACGCAGUGUGAAAAGAUCGACAUUCCUUUCCUUUCCUAUCUGCCAACAGAGGUUCAGCUAAUCAGUGAUGCAUACAACCUGGUAGUUGACGCCAUGCUUGGCGUAGAAGACAGCCUGGGGGAACUGUCAGAGCCCUACUGCACAAUCUUGGCAACGCUCAAACAAAUUCGGAUUCCUCUCGUCAGCCUGGAUGUCCCAUCAGGUUGGGAUGUAGAGAUGGGCAGCAGUGAUGGAAUCAGCCCUGAUGUUCUUGUCUCCUUGGCGGCUCCAAAGCAAUGUGCCACGAGAUUUAUGGGCAAGCAUCACCUGGUGGCUGGGCGCUUCCUCCCCUACGACGUGCAGAAAAAAUUCGAACUGAAUUUGCCAGAAUACCCUGGCACAGAGUGUGUGGUUUCUCUGUAGAGCAGGGGUGUCCAACCUUGGCAACUUUUAAGACUUGUGGACUUCAACUCCCAGAAUUCCCUAGCCAGCAUGGAGAAUUCUGGGGAGUUGAAGUCCACAGGUCUUAAAAGCUGCCAAGGUUGGACACCCAUUGCUGUAGAGCUUGGAAUCAUCCAGCAGUUUGUGGCUUCUGGAUAUCUUGGCCCUGCUAAGAGCUCCCUGGUUUGCUUCUCUUGAAUGUCAAAAUGAGAUCCCCAGUAUUAAUCAGUUCCAUGUCUAGGCUUUGGAAUGUAUAAUAGUAUUGUUUAAUUCAUUGUAAAAAAUCUGGCAAAACCAUUUGGAAGAAACAGAAUGCUCAGACAACUGAGCCACCUAAGAGGACCCCUCCGGAAAACGUGAAUUAAAAGAGACACACAUACAUUCUUCUUCAAAUAACUGUUAUGAAACCCAUUAAAAUUCAAGCCAAUUUCUUUUUUUAAAAAUCUGCUGAAAGCUGAUUUAUGUUAGGUUGUGUGUGCGUGCGCGCCUUUAGGAAAGAAGAGGGUUUUUUUUAUGAAGGCACCGUCAAUUUUUUAAUUUUCCUUCUUUCUUCCCUGUCGACUCCUCAAAGCAGUUUUUAGCAAUUUAAGACCAAAAGCUGAUCUAAAUAUAUUUUAUAUGUCUUACAACACUUUUAUGUUUAUGUUCUCUCAAGAUGGUCUCACCCAAAUAUUGCGCACUCCAUCUGGGACUAGGCCAUUGCAAUCAAGGUAGGGGUGGCGGCAAGGGAAGGGGCUAAUAUGCCCACCUCUUGCAAAUUUUAAAUAUCUCACCCCACCCUGCCUUCAGGUUAACACACUUCAAUUGAAAGAUCUCAAUGUAUAGGUGAGGUAAAGGUGCUGGGAAGAGGCAUUCAAGUUUGCUAGGCCUUAAGGAACAGUUUGGGACAGGAGUUGGACCUUGAUGAAAAAGGGAUGAGCAAUGUUCUAUUUAUUUAUCCUUAUUUAUAUUAAAAUUCUUCUCUGCCCUUCUAAUGUAUACACAUCACGGAAAGCAGGAGGUGCUUAAUAUCAAAAAAGUGGAAGGACAACAGAUAGAGCAAUGCUGGGUACAAUUGCAACUGGCAUUUUUAAAGUUUUCUCUUCCCCCUCCCCCGCAGAGUUUGGCAUCCGCCUUCCCUUCUGUUAAAAUGGACACACAGGUAGUCUUCGACUUAUGACUGUAAUUGAGCCCAGAAUUAUGAUUGUAAAUCGUGCUAGUUGUUAAGCGGAUCACCAUAUGUUCCUGAGCAGUUUUAUGACCUUUUUUUGUUGAGGUUGUUAAGUGAAUGGAGCGGUUGUUAAGCAAAUCCAUUGUCUGUAGGUAAACACAGGUUUCUGCCAAAUACGCCAUACAUCAUAGGCUGGUUGCCAAGCUCCCAAACUAUGAUCACAUGACCACAUGUGGGUGUGGCUGUCGGAACAGUAUUGUAAAUAACACUGGGUGGUCCAUCAUAGCUUCUAAAAGUCGCUAAGGAACCAGUCAUAAGUCAAGGUCUACCUGUACCAUUAGAUGGCAGUAAAGAUAUAGCAAAAGACUUUUGCUUCCAUCUAGUGAUCGGUUAAUUUUUUUUCCAAAUGAAUUUUUAGGCUUCCAGAAUAGUUCUUUUAAGACUAUCAACAACCCUUGUGGGUAAGGCAUAAUCUAAAGGUAAUUUAUCUGGAGUUUUAAAAGGCUUUCCAGAAAUGUCCCUCAGUUGGCCAAUUUUGGGAUGAUUUGCGUCUGUUUACAUCUGUAACUCUCCCCAAAAUAUCAAAAUAUUUUUUGUACACAACCUUAAUGUGCAUGGUUUGUAAUGGAAUUUCCCAGAGAAACACUUUGUUAACACAAAUGUUCCUGAUGUCAUAUUUGUAAACUUUCCCCAAUACAAGCUUUUAAAACAUAAA